This is a messenger RNA of Microsporum canis CBS 113480, 1560 nucleotides long. Its product is annotated as beta-lactamase family protein. Lineage: Eukaryota; Fungi; Ascomycota; Eurotiomycetes; Onygenales; Arthrodermataceae. Bases 1 to 1560 code for a protein of 519 amino acids. The record is from RefSeq and is a predicted model, not a curated record. The transcript has 2 exons.
AUGGACUUGCUCAAGAACCCUGACUUUGCUGCCUAUGUGAAGCACGCCUUGGAGCGAUACCAUGUCCCAGGUAUCGCCAUCGCCAUGGUGCAAGGCAAUCGAAUCGAGUCUGCAGGCUUUGGCAAGGCAUCGUUAGACCCGCCGGCAGACUGCAACCCCGAUACCCUUUUUGAUAUUGCUUCGACUUCCAAGUCUCUGACUGCGGCCUCUGUUGCGCUGCUAAUCGAUGACAACGACAAGUAUCCGCAGGUCCAAUACGAAUCUCGCAUGUCAGAUCUUCUUCCUGGAGAUUUCGUCAUGCCGGGAAACGACCAUAACGACGUCACCGUCGAGGAUGUACUCUCCCAUCGAACUGGCAUGGCACCGAACGAUUAUUCACUCCUGGGCCCGAAUGCAGCUCAGCCCGACGAUGCACGAUCCGUCACCAGAAACCUACGUAACUUGAUAACAGUAGCUCCGAACAGGUCGGAGUACCUCUACUGUAAUCUUAUGUUUACCGCUGCAUCAUACCUAGUCGAAUGCAAAAGCGGCCUUAAAUUUUCUGAGUUCAUACAAACUCGCUUCUUCAAACCGCUAGGCAUGCAAUCAACCAACCUCCAGCCCCAAGGAGCCAGAGAAAAAGGACUGGCCCAUCGACUGGCUACAGGUUACUACUGGGACAAGGAAGCUGGUGAAUAUGUGUGCAUGCCAUGCCAUGAUUCCCCCGAGGCCCAGGGAGCAGGACGCAUCAUCUCCAGUGUAAACGACUACAUCAAAUGGGUUCGAGCGCUGAUGAACAAACAAGCACCCAUCACAGAGAGUAUAUACCAAGGCCUCGUGAAGAAACGUAUCUCUCAGUCCCCACCCUUGAACGACAGUGAAGACAGCGAAGGCUCCGAAGGAGGACACGAUGCCUUCCCGACAUUCGCUGCUGCUGGGGUGGAAAUACAUCAGUACUGCGGGCACACGAUGAUCACGCAUGAUGGGCUCGACCUUGGCUAUGGAUCGACGCUUUUCUUCCUGCCGGAACUGAAGUUCGGAGCCGUCGUGUUUGGAAACUCAAACAAUGCGUCUAACGUCGCGAGGAUAAUCAAGUUCAAGCUUACGGACUGGGUUACGGGGAAGAAGUCGAAGGAGCUUCUUGGGGUGAUAACGUCGUUGGAUUCUGGAUCCGAAUCCGAGGAUGAGGAUAGUGAUGAGGAGGAGGACGAGGACGGCUUCACGGAGCUUGAGAAUGAGAUGAUUGGAGAGCUGUGUGCUGGUGGGGGUAAACGGACGGAGCAGACUAUGCCGCUAGGUGCUUAUGUGGGGACCUACUGGAACGACGGGUAUAAGGGCAUCAAGGUCGAGGAGAAAAACGGCGGUUUGUUCGUCAACGGCAGAGAUAGAUCGAUGGGGUUCACGCUUACUUUUAAGCAUAUCUGUGAACAGAAGGGGUAUAUCGCCUACUUGUCUGAGAUGACCGAGCAUGAAAAAUCGCCCAUCAAAGCUGAGUUCAAGCUCGAGGGUGAACGAGCGGUUGAGCUUGGCUUGUCGUUUGAGGAUUCUUGGGACGGAUAUAUUUGGUUCAAGAGGAUAUGA